ACCACUGCUUUAGUUCGCAUGAGCAGGAAGAUUUGCUUGAAGAUAUUCUGAAACUCGAACACAGGCUGGUUUGUUUGCCAGCCAGUGCUUCACAGCUGUCAACCUGAGUCGCAAGUGGCAGCUACUGUGAGUAGCUUCUGUGCAUUAUGAAGAAUUUUUCAUUUCCUGUGCAGGAUAACACACAUCAGACCGAGAGUCCUCCUCCUUACAGAUUCCUGAGUUUGACAAAUCAGUCAGAUCCUAUUGGAAGACCAGAAAGAGAUGAGCAAUUAGCUCAAGUAGAGAUUGCUGUACUGGGGGUCAUAUUUCUGACAGCGUCUGUGGGCAAUUUCAUUCUCAUACUGGUGCUGUGGCGAAGAAGAAAGAAGCUGUCUAGGAUGUAUGUGUUCAUGCUUCACCUCAGCAUUGCUGACUUAGUGGUAGCCUUUUUCCAAGUGCUGCCUCAACUCAUAUGGGAUAUUACAGAUGUUUUCAUAGGGCCAGAUUUCUUGUGCAGAAUUAUCAAGUAUCUACAAUUGCUGGGCAUGUUUGCCUCUACUUAUAUGAUAGUGGUCAUGACAGUGGACAGAUAUCAAGCUGUUUGCUACCCUAUGGUCACUUUUCAAAAGAAGAGAGCUCUCUGGAACAUCCCCAUUUGCACCAGCUGGUCCAUAGCACUGAUUCUUAGCCUACCACAGGUAUUUAUCUUUUCUAAGACUGAAAUAUCUCCAGGUGUCUUUGAAUGUUGGGGUGAAUUUAUUCAGCCUUGGGGCCCAAGGGCAUAUGUGACUUGGAUUUUUGUAGUUAUAUUCUUCAUUCCCUCAGCAAUCCUUAUCGCAUGCCAGGUCAAGAUUUGCAAAAUAAUCAGAAGAAACAUAAAUGUGAAAAAACAGAAUGAAUGUGAAGCAACAAAUCAGAAUCAAGUCCUGCCAUCCCGAGCAAGCAGUGUGAACUGUAUUUCAAAGGCUAUGAUCAAGACAGUAAAAAUGACAGUGGUGACAGUUGUUGCAUAUGUUUUCUGCUGGUCCCCUUUCUUCAUUGCGCAGCUGUGGUCCGUGUGGUUCCCCAGCAUCCUGACCGAAGGUUCGGCAUUCACCAUUAUAAUGCUCCUUGGCAAUCUGAAUAGUUGUGCCAACCCAUGGAUUUACAUGUAUUUCUGUGGCCAGAUUCCAUAUUGCACAAAUAAGCAGCUGGAGAAUACCUCGGCUCAAGAGGAAUCGGUGUUCACGGGGAGCAUUCACCUCGUAGACAGAGACCCUGAGGAAAACAGUACUUCUGCAUAAAUGCUGAGAGCUUUUUGUUGUUUUGUUGCAUUCCCUCUGUUCAAAAGACACUAAUAUUUUACCACCAUCCCUUAUUUUGUGGAUAAGGAAGCUGAAAAAUUGGUUUUUGUUGUAAAAAUAGAUUUCUCUGCAGUUCUGUAGCGUAUACAGGAAGUUUCUGUGUUGUGCAAGCCUGACAGUACUUCAAUCACCACUGUCUUAUCAGAAUGAAUUCCUGUAAGACUGACAAAGAUACAUCAAAGUAUCUUAGAUGUUUUGUGUCCCAAAGUACUUCCCCAUCUGUGAUUUUGGAUUUCUAAGUGGUAAAAUUGUAUUACUACCUGGUCCAGCAAAUUGAAACACAAUUGAAAAGGAACCUGAUGUAAUUAAACUUGAAUAUGUUUUCAGAGUGAACCAUGAAUUGUUCAUCAUUCUGGUGUGAUUGGGGUGCAGUGGCAAAUCUUGAGAAGGCAGCACCAAGUCAGAAAAAGCUUUUGUCAGCUCUUACUAGCACUUUGUUGAAGUUAACUCUUUAUAUACAUUUAUAAAAUGCCAAGCAGCUUAAUAUAAUUUUUAAAAAAAUAAAAUGUGCUUGUGACAUUGAACCCUUGCUUCAGUUUAAAGUUCCAUUGUGGAUCACAGGUGUCAGCAGCAUAGCAGCAGUUCAGGUUUUUUCACUUCACACCAUGGGAUUUGAUUUUCCAUGCAUUUCCUGAUGUGAAAGCAGUUAACUGGACAGCUACGCACACCCCAUACACACACAUAUAUACAUACUCUAAAUAAAAGUGGGUGCUAAGGGUGUACACUUCCAUUUGGCAUUCAUUUGUUCUAGCAUGGA
Poecile atricapillus (Black-capped chickadee) is the source of this 2079-nucleotide messenger RNA. RefSeq names its product arg8-vasotocin receptor-like. Gene Ontology annotation, biological process: regulation of systemic arterial blood pressure by vasopressin; G protein-coupled receptor signaling pathway; positive regulation of vasoconstriction. Lineage: Eukaryota; Metazoa; Chordata; Aves; Passeriformes; Paridae. The coding region runs from base 147 to 1262 and encodes 371 amino acids. Gene Ontology annotation, molecular function: vasopressin receptor activity; peptide binding. Gene Ontology annotation, cellular component: membrane. The record is from RefSeq and is a predicted model, not a curated record. The transcript is spliced from 2 exons.